Salvelinus namaycush (lake trout) is the source of this 1817-nucleotide messenger RNA. RefSeq names its product death-associated protein kinase 2-like. Lineage: Eukaryota; Metazoa; Chordata; Actinopteri; Salmoniformes; Salmonidae. Gene Ontology annotation, molecular function: ATP binding; protein serine/threonine kinase activity. Gene Ontology annotation, cellular component: nucleus; cytoplasm. Gene Ontology annotation, biological process: intracellular signal transduction; protein phosphorylation; positive regulation of apoptotic process. The coding region runs from base 1 to 933 and encodes 310 amino acids. The record is from RefSeq and is a predicted model, not a curated record. The transcript has 10 exons.
AUGGCUCAGAUUAAACAGCAGAAUGUGGAGGACUACUAUGAGAUUGGAGAGGUUCUUGGCAGUGGUCACUUUGGGCAAGUGCGUGCGGUGCUGGAGCGGGCAUCCGGGGUCCGCUGGGCGGGGAAGUUCCUGAAGCUGCGUCGGAGCGCCAGUAGUCGCCUGGGCCUGGAGAGGAAGAGUGUGGAGAGGGAGGUGGAGAUACUGCAGAGCCUGCAGCACGCCAACGUCAUGGCCCUCAGGGACGUGUUUGAGAGUCGCGCCGAGGUGGUGCUCAUCGUGGAGCUUAUCAGUGGUGGGGAGCUGUUUGAUUUCAUAGCAGAGAAGGAGAGCUUGUCUGAGGAGGAGGCCAUAGAGUUCCUGAAGCAGAUCCUCAAGGGAGUUGGCUUUAUGCACACUAAGAACAUUGCCCACUUUGACCUCAAGCCAGAGAACAUCAUGCUGGCAGACAAGAUGAUGCCACACCCCCACAUCAAGAUCAUUGACUUUGGACUGGCCCAUCGCCUCAAACAGGGGGAGGAGUACAGGAGCCUCUCUGGGACCCCACAGUACAUCGCCCCUGAGGUGAUUAACUACGAACCCCUGAGCGAGGCAGCCGACAUGUGGAGUAUUGGUGUGAUAACCUACAUAUUAGAGAGAAUGACAGCGAAUGAAUGUCUAGUACACCCUUGGAUCAAGCCCCUCACGCGUAAACAGGCGGCUAACAGAAGUCGAUCAUCCAUCAACAUGAAAAGCUUCAAGAAGUUCAACGCCAAGAGGAAAUGGAAGAUGUCGUUUAACAUGGUGUGGGCGUGUAACAGAUUAUUUCGCCUGCAGUUGCAGUGUAAAAGCAGGUCGCAGGAGGACCCGGAACUGAGGCAGUGUGAGAGCGACCAGGAGGACACGGAGACCAAGCCUGCUUCUCUCAUUCGCCGCAGACUCAGCAGCAGUUCCUAAAUAAGACCACUGGGGUCACUAACACAGCCUCAGACCACCUCUAUCCAUCCCACCAUGGGGAAAUGGAGAGAAGCCUUUUGAGUGAUGCACCGGUCAACAAUACUCUGAGUUACAGAAUGACUGACUAUGGCAGUGACAAUACGCGUAACGAACACGUAAUGUGCAGGUGCCUAAAGCCAGUGUUAGUCCACAGAGUUGAAUCUUAAUGUCUCAGACAUUGUUCCUGAUAAAACCAGUGUAGUUUACAAACCUCUUCUGUUGCUCUUCACCCCCAUUUGACCUAGGUGUAGCCAUUUUCUGAAAUGUAUUUGUCUGUGCCUUUUAAGUUUGACACUUAUUUUCUGAAAAUGCCAAAACCUUUGUUUAGGUUUGAUCGUUUACGGGAUAGAGUUUGUCCCACUUAUAGCUAACCUCAAUUGCAAUUAUUCUGCCUUACAAUAUUAUGUGGUUAUUAUUUAGCCUCUGACACAUGUUCUGAUAUUGUUGACUGCUGUAUGCCUAUCAAAGGUCAAGACUUUUCCAAACUGAUUUUAUUUAAUUUUCUUAGACAUAUGCAUUUUAUACAAUUAACUAGAAAAAGUACUUGGUAACAUACAUUAUUUGAUUGUGUCAUAAUUUUGAUAUCAUAAGUUUAUACAGAGCUACUGUACUAUACACAGUUAUAGCCAUGUUUGAUAUUGUUUGACACUGACAUGUGUAAUGUAGUCUUAGUGUGUAGAGCCCUUAAGCCUUACCAAACUUUAUCUUAGAUAUACUUUAUUGAACAUUUCAACUAUCUUUGGCUUAUGUCAAGGGUCAAAUUUAUAGUUGUGUUUUUUAAAUGGAAAGCUAUUUUAUAACCUUGUGUAGGCUUGUUUUUUAUAUAUAAUAGUGAGAGUUUAAUA